AUGAUGUGGACCUUUCUGGGAAUUGCCUCCUUUAUCUACGUGUAUAAAAAGUGUGGAGACUUCAUGACUUACGCUAAUAAGGAGGUGCUGCUCUCCGUGUUAGUGUUUUUCUCCCUCGGCUUGCUGCUGUCCUACAGGUACCACUUCAGGGGGCCCAGGCAGCGGCAGCAGCAGCGGCAGAAAUCACAGCUGGGGAUGCUCUCUGAUGUUCUCUCAGCUCUGCCGCUUGUUGGCUUCUUCUGGGCCAAACCCACCCCAGGAUCUCAACAAGUUGGACAACCCAAAUCCAGAAAGGGUAAAAGAGAAGUAAACUUCUCAGAUGUAUAUCUGACAGAGACUGCUCUAAAUACAACAUUAUCACCCCAAUGCGAUCCAGAAAUUAUCAUUGUGGGAUCAGGUGUCCUUGGCUCUUCCUUGGCCACGGUGCUCUCAAGGGAUGGAAGAAAGGUGACUGUGAUAGAGAGGGAUCUGAAAGAACCUGACAGGAUAGUUGGAGAAUUGUUGCAACCUGGAGGAUUUAAUGCUCUUCGAGACUUGGGUCUUGAAGAUACAGUGGAAGGUAUUGAUUCCCAAAUAGUAAAUGGUUACAUAAUUCAUGACCUAGAGAGCAAGUCAGAGGUUGAAAUUCCUUAUCCAACAUCUGAAGAUGGCCAUGUGGCCAGUGGAAGAUCUUUCCAUCAUGGCCAGUUCAUCAUGGGUCUCCGAAGAGCAGCUAUGGCAGAGCCCAAUGCAAAAUUCAUUGAGGGGACUGUGUUACAGCUGCUUGAGGAAGAUGACUGUGUCGUGGGCGUUCAGUACAAGGACAAAGAAACUGGAGAUACUAAAGAACUUCACGCACCACUUACAGUUGUAGCUGAUGGACUUUUCUCCAAGUUCCGGAAAACCUUGGUAUCCAGCAAAGUUACUAUUUCAUCCCAUUUCGUUGGUUGCAUUUUGAAGGAUGCACCACAGUUUAAAGCUAAUUAUGCUGAGCUUGUUUUAGCUAAAACUAGUCCAGUGCUAAUCUAUAAGAUUUCUUCAACUGAGACUCGGGUCCUGGUUGAUAUUCGAGGGGAAAUGCCAAAAAAUUUAAAAGAAUACAUGAUUGAGAACAUUCAUCCACAACUACCUG
Acanthisitta chloris (rifleman) is the source of this 1111-nucleotide messenger RNA. It is a transcript of the gene SQLE, whose product is annotated as squalene epoxidase. The transcript has 6 exons. Gene Ontology annotation, molecular function: flavin adenine dinucleotide binding; squalene monooxygenase activity. Gene Ontology annotation, biological process: cholesterol metabolic process; sterol biosynthetic process. Gene Ontology annotation, cellular component: endoplasmic reticulum; membrane. The annotation marks the transcript as partial. NCBI's taxonomy places the organism in Eukaryota, Metazoa, Chordata, Aves, Passeriformes, Acanthisittidae. The record is from RefSeq and is a predicted model, not a curated record.